Molecule: messenger RNA, 3233 nt
Organism: Puntigrus tetrazona (Sumatra barb)
Lineage: Eukaryota; Metazoa; Chordata; Actinopteri; Cypriniformes; Cyprinidae
Gene: ddah1
Product: dimethylarginine dimethylaminohydrolase 1
Exons: 6
Coding region: 300-1148 (282 amino acids)
Biological process (GO): positive regulation of nitric oxide biosynthetic process; arginine metabolic process
Molecular function (GO): dimethylargininase activity; amino acid binding
Source: RefSeq, a predicted model, not a curated record
AUAACACCAGUAUAAUCAGGGAAGGUAAGACUGUAUCCUUGACCACAUCUAGGCGACAGGAACAACGAAACGCGCGUGAACUGUCUUUAAAGUCGUCCUCGCGCGUCUUUUAUCGCAUUGGUGCGCGUCGCGUCGGGCGCGUCCGUGACGUCACCAAGCGCGCCGUUCUUCUCGCCCUUUCAGAGCUCGAGCUGUCGUGCGCGCGCGGAACCACAACAGAGAACAACAACAACAAACAAACAAACAAACGCACGCACGCACGCAAACAGCGCAACAAUAAACACGACGUGAGCGAAGUUAUGGCUGGGCUGAUGUCCGGGUUCGGCUGCUUUACGCACGCCGUGAUGCGCGCGGCGCCCCGGUCUCUGGCCAGAGACGCGCUGAGGAGCGGCGGUCAGGAGGUGGACCUGCUCAAAGUGCAGGAGGAGCAUGAAGAGUACGCGUCCGUCCUGAAGCACCGGCUCGGGCUGGAGGUGCUGGAGCUGCCCGCGGACGAGGCGAUGCCGGACUGCGUGUUCGUGGAGGACGCGGCGGUGGUGUGCGGGGACACGGCGCUCGUCUCCAGACCCGGAGCCCCGAGCAGGAGGAGGGAGACGGAGGCCAUGAAGUCUGCGCUGACCGAGCUUGGCCUCAAUGUAGUGGAGAUGACGGAUGAAUCAGCCACGCUGGAAGGAGGAGAUGUCCUCUUCACUGGUAGAGAAUUCUUCGUGGGAUUAUCCAAGAGGACCAAUCAGAGAGGAGCGGAGAUCCUGGCCGAUACAUUUAAGGACUACGCCGUGUCCACGGUCCCCGUGCAGGGCGCGCUGCACCUGAAGAGUUUCUGCAGCAUGGCCGGGCCCGGUCUCAUCGCCAUCGGAUCCAGCGAAGCCGCGCAGAAAGCCCUGAAGAUCAUGCAGCAGAUGAGCGAUCAUAAAUAUGAUAAACUGACUCUUCCUGACGAUUCGGCCGCAAACUGCAUCUACAUGAACCUCCCGGGAAAAGGAGACGUCCUGCUGCACUGUACUCCUGAAGAGUUUCCUGAGAGCGCCAAGGUGUUUGAGAAGCUGAAGGAUCACAUGCUCAUCCCGGUGACCAAUCAGGAGAAGGCGAAGGUGGACGGAGGGCUGACCUGCUGCUCGGUGCUCAUUAACAAGAAGAAGAACAUCUGAAGCACACGGGAAAUACAUCACAACGCCACGAAGACCAUGUACACACUUUUCUAACCAGCUGGUUUAGCUACUGACUAGUUUAACCGGCUCGGCCGGGAGGGCCAUCCAAGCCAGUGACUUUUUUUAGCAACAGCCGGCGAGUUGAAGCCAUUACAAUUGGGACUGUUGUAAAAUCUAAUCUGCAUAAUAAAAACCUCAAAACGUAGCUGUAAACGGCUAAGAUCAUCUGGAUCCACUCAGAACGGCUGAAAUUAAAGCGUUUAGCGCAUUUAACAAAAAAAGCCUGAUUUUAAACAAUGAACGCUAUUUUUGUGCCGCCUAGACGGCAGAUGGAGAAAAUAGAAAUAGAUUUAUAGAGCAUUUGCGACAGUUUUUUCCGAUAUUUUCAACAGACGAGAUGCGUGAUACAAGCCAUAGCGAAGAGUAUCCGGAGCAAAAAAAAUGUUUUUGUAGAUGUACAAUUUGUGUGUUUGUUUGUCAUGAAGUCAUGAAGGCUAAUUGAAGGAAUAAGUCCUGCGGACGUUAUGCUAGGUUUUGAAGAAACAUGUUUUCUGUAAAUUGAAGUAAAACAUAAAAUUAUUGGUUUAAGAGAAAAUACUACAUUUGCCAGCAUUUUGGAGACGUUCUCCUCUAAACGUUUUAACGUAAAAAAAAAAAAAAAAAUUGGAAUUAAAAUGUUAGUUUUAGGGCUAACGUUAUUAGAAACCAGACAAAGUUCUAAUAAUGGUUUGUUAACUUCAAGAGAACGUUCAUUGUUAACUGGAAAAGUGUUUAGUAUGUAGCGCGUAUUGAAUUGAUGAUGUCGACAAUCACAGGAAAUACAGCUCAGUUGGAGUGCAAUGCAUUGUGGGAUGCAGUAUUGCAGAUGUAGCAGGUCAUCCGUGUGUUCCACGCAUGCCGAAUAUUUGCUGACUAUGCAAUCUUCACCUUAAUCAGAAAUAGCUAGAGUAUUAUGCUAGUCGCUUCAAACAGAGUCACGGUUUUGCGAUCCUCAUGUGCUGAUUGGACGACCUUCCUCACUGUGACGUUGAUAUAAACUGUGACGUCUGCCGACAUCUGUGCGUUUAAACCUACUUUGACAGCACCGACGGCUUGUUGCGUAGCGUUAGCAUCUAGCUAAAUCACCAUUAACCCCACUCGUUAGCGUCCUGCAUUUAAAACCCGCUGUGUGUGGUCGCAGCUUCGCUCUUCGCAACUUUAUGUUGAGUAAAUAUUGUUAGAAAAGCGUAAAAUUGUGCCGCGCAAGGAAUUAUGGGUGAAUUGCGAGUACUGCACGCUUUUUCGCCCUCAAAACUAAGUAAAUGUACAAUAAAAUAAGAGGAAACCGAUCAAACUGUAAGAGGAAAAUUCCCAUUUUUGGUGGUAACUGAUGGUUUCUAAGUUUUCAGCGUGUGACAGUUAGCUUGAGUUGCUAACAUUAGCUUUUCAGUAGCAUUUUUUACUUUAAAUGUUUUAAUAUUCGCUAAAGUGAAGAGACAGCAUCACACGAAAAGAAAGCGAAGAUUUAAAGCUCAAGAGACACGGGCUUGCGCCUAUAAAACAGGAUUUAGAGAUGUCCCAACACUUUUAUGAUGUCGACAGAUAAACACAUCAGCCGCUUUUUAUAAGGAUGUGAAUUAUAGGCCGCGAUGAAAGCCCAGCUGUCUUUUCUUUUAUUUGUCUCAUUCUUCGUCCCCUAGAUGCUUUGCGAAAGACGUUAUCGUUAAUUCUUUGCCAGAAAGACACUUGUAAAAUAUCCCGCGGUUGUCUCGAGUCCCACUGUAUGAUAUCACGAAGAAGCUGUUUUAUUAGAGAUCUGCUCAUCGUGAACUUUAAUUCACCCUGAGUUUUGCCUGUUAUCACCACGUUCAUGUUGAAGUCUGUCAUCAUCCUAAAAAAAGAAACCAACUCAGUUCUUCAGGGUUCUGCUGCCUGCAGUAUUUUCAACUCUCUUCGAGACGAUGUACACUGUACUCGGCCAGUAAAAUAGACGUGACUCAGGAUUUUUAGAUGUGAUUUGUACGUGCCAUAAUUCCUUUAACUGGGCGUCUUUGCUCUUUGUAAUGAUUUUCCUGGGUUUGUUAAAUAAAGCGGUUUGUGAAUGCC